Messenger RNA from Aureobasidium musti, 342 nucleotides. The record is from the annotation of a GenBank genome assembly. NCBI's taxonomy places the organism in Eukaryota, Fungi, Ascomycota, Dothideomycetes, Dothideales, Saccotheciaceae.
AUGUCAGACAUCGCCAGCCACAUCAGAACUCUGGAGCAAGCGGUCAGACAAGACGACAGACUUGUCCUGUGCCGAUCGUUCGCAAAGAUCAUGACAGUCUUAAUUACCAACACUUCAGAAACUGCUAUUUCUGACUUCUUGGACGAGGAAUAUGAAACUAUGGUCAACAGCGUUGUUGCUGAGUUUGGCAUGUACCUUCUCAGCAGAAACGAAGGAGCCAUAUUCAUGGAGAGCAUGGGCAGAGCCAUGGUAGCUGGUCAAAGUGAAGACUUGAGUAUGGCAUAUGCUGCUCUAAGGGCAUCGAUGAUAGCCUAUGCAGGUCGUACGCAAGGGGUCGAAUAA